Messenger RNA from Crotalus tigris (Tiger rattlesnake), 2192 nucleotides. RefSeq names its product TNF alpha induced protein 8 like 3 (gene TNFAIP8L3). Gene Ontology annotation, biological process: regulation of apoptotic process. The record is from RefSeq and is a predicted model, not a curated record. The transcript is spliced from 2 exons. The coding region runs from base 201 to 815 and encodes 204 amino acids. Gene Ontology annotation, cellular component: cytoplasm. Lineage: Eukaryota; Metazoa; Chordata; Lepidosauria; Squamata; Viperidae.
GGCUGGACCGGGCGCUGCUGCUGCCACUGCCGGCGCUGGAAGCGACCCUCUAACGCGGCUGGAUCGUCUCUCCGCGCGCUCUCGGGACUCCGCGGUCCUGCAAGCGGCCGGGCGGCGCGGAGGGCUUGGAGCUCCUGCCAAGGUGGGCUGCGCUGCCAGCCCCAGUCGGUGCCCUGCGGCCGGCGGCUCCCCUCCACGCCAUGGACUCGGAUUCCGGGGAGCUGAGCGACGGGGACCUGGUCUCCGCCGCAGGUCCUGAUCACUUUAGUUCCAAGAGUCUCGCUCUACAAGCCCAAAAGAAGAUUUUGAGCAAGAUGGCAAACAAGACAAUGGUCAACAUGCUGAUUGACGACACCAGCAGCGAAAUCUUCGACGAGUUGUACAAAGUGACCAUUGAGCACAUGAAAAGCAAGAAAGAAGCCCACAAAAUUAUGAAAGACUUGAUCAAAGUCGCCAUCAAGAUUGGGAUUCUCUACCGAAACAAUCAAUUCAAUGCAGACGAGCUGGAGAUUAUUGAGAAAUUCCGCAAGAAGCUGAAUCAGGCAGCCAUGACAUUGGUCAGUUUUUAUGAAGUGGACUUCACCUUUGAUAAGAAUGUUCUUUCGGGACUGUUGAACGAGUGCAAAGAUCUCAUCCACGAACUUGUAGAACGGCACCUGACAGCCAGGUCUCACGCACGGAUCAACCAUGUCUUUGAUCACUUUGCAGCUGUUGAAUUCCUCACGGCUCUCUACAGCCUGGAUGGUGAAGGCCGCUCACACCUCAAAAAGAUUUGCGAUGGGAUCAACAAACUACUUGACGAGAAGGUCCUCUGAAACUCAACUUUCCAAAACUUUUAAAGAACAGAUCAAAUUAAGAGAGGCAAAACAGUGUUGGGAAAGGAAUAUAAGGGCCUGCUUCUGUUUUAUAACCCACCCAUCCCCAGACAAAAUAUCUUGGUAACAAACUGCUUUUAUUCUGGAAUAUGUGACUUUCUGUUGGUAAUGAAAAGCCAUCAGAAGUGAGAUGUACUUCACCCUGCAAAUAAAAGAACAUUUUCGCACAGAGAAUGAUAUUUACAAUGCAAAAGAAAUUGUGCGAGGUUUUUUUUUUUUUUUUGUAAUUGGAAUUUAGUGUUGCAAAAAUAAACCCGAAGAUCCAUUUUGGAGAGCAAAUAAAACGACCCGCAUUUUCAUUGCAGAAGAAAACCUUAAAAUGGAAACGCAAGCGCCAAGCUUUGUUUUAAAAGAAAAACCACACAAUCCAAACUGAAAAAUGAGGGGAAACUCUUUGAUGUAAGAAACAGGGACAAAACUCAAGAUUGCUUUUAAAGGGUAUAGUGUUUCCACUGAAAAUAAUGGAAAAGUUGGCACAACUCUCUUAACGAAGGAUGAUUAAGGCUCCAAAAACCUAAAAGAGGAGCUAUUAAAAAAAAGUUCAUUCCGUAAAAUCCUCGCACAUUGCUGCAGGUAGUACCAAAGUGAACAAAAUUCAGUUCUAGAGCAGAGAAAGUUUGAAACGAACACUGGGCCAAGGAGAUCCUUUCAGAGAUCUUAUCGUGUUCAGCUGCAACAGGGGAUGCUCUGAAAUGGAGCAGAGACUCCAGGUAUGGUGAAUUUCCCUGCAGCCUUCCAUCAUCCCAUGUUUUCCAUCAGAAGGAUUGCUCACUUGGGAGAGUCACCAGGGGAAGAAUGGACAAUUGAUGAGCAGUAGACACCUUAGGUGGUAUACAGGAAAAUGAAAGGGAGACCAGAGAGAAGAACAGCAGAUGGCAUCUGCUGAAAGAAACGGGCCAAGCCAAACCACAUCCAUGCUAUGCCAAAAAUAUACUUGGUAAUGCCCAUGUUAUCCCAAGGAACCAACGCAAGGAAUACUUUUAUCAUCUCCUUGGAGAUAUAGUUGCUUAAGUUUUCCUAUAUUUUUUUUUAUGAACCUCCCCUCCUCCCAAAAAGUACAUCAUUCUGGUCUGAUGGCUUAUGUGAUUCACACUUUCCAUUCAGGAAGUUGACACGACUGUAUAGCAAAAUGUUUAGUCAAGAGCUGAUAGCAAAUUAUUUGAAAGAGCAUCAAAAGAACGGUGGUCCCUUGUCAGAAAUGUUACUCUCUAGGCCAGGGGUAGGCAACCUUGGCUCUUUUAUGACUCGUGGACUUCAGUUCCAGAAUUCCUGAGUCAGCAUGACUCAGCUUGGAAACCUCUCCCUUUCUCCUCAGCA